CGCUGCGGGUCCCCUCGGCGCGCGGGCAGCUCCUGCGGGCUUCGCGGACGGAGGCCGGUCGCGGGGCACGAGGCUGGGGCGCACCCUAGCCUGCCGAGGUGCCGGGGACGAGCGGGCCGGGGCCAGCGGCCGCCGAACGGGACCCUCAACUUCUGCCCGCUCCCCGCGCGCGCGGCCCCGCUCUCCAUGCCGCAGCUCGGCCCCUCGCCCCGCAGCUGACGGCGCCGCCGCUCCGGCAGGACCCAUGCCCUGCGCGCGCCGGGGGCCAUAGCGGCCGUGGGGGCGUCCAUGGAUCGCCACUCCAGCUACAUCUUCGUUUGGCUGCAGCUCGAGCUCUGCGCCAUGGCCGUGCUGCUCACCAAAGGUGAAAUUCGAUGCUACUGUGACGCUGCCCACUGCGUGGCCACUGGUUACAUGUGUAAAUCUGAGCUCAGUGCCUGCUUCUCGAGACUGCUCGACCCUCAGAACACAAACUCCCCGCUCACCCAUGGCUGCCUGGACUCCCUCGCAAGCACGGCAGAUGUCUGCCAAGCCAAACAGGCCCAGAACCACUCCGGCACCACCAUGCCCACACUGGAAUGCUGUCACGAAGACAUGUGCAACUACAGAGGGCUGCGCGAUGUCCUCUCUCCUCCCAGGGGGGAGGCCUCAGGACAAGGAAACCGGUAUCAGCAUGAGGGUAGCAGGAACCUCAUCACCAAGGUGCAGGAGCUGACUUCUUCCAAAGAGCUGUGGUUCCGGGCAGCAGUGAUUGCUGUCCCCAUUGCUGGAGGGCUGAUCUUAGUGUUGCUCAUCACGCUGGCCUUGAGGAUGCUUCGCAGUGAGAACAAGAGACUGCAGGAUCAGAGGCAGCAGAUGCUCUCCCGUUUGCACUACAGCUUCCACGGACACCAUUCGAAAAAGGGGCAGAUCGCAAAGUUAGACUUGGAGUGCAUGGUGCCGGUCAGCGGGCACGAGAACUGCUGUCUGACCUGUGACAAAAUGCGACAAGCAGACCUCAGCAACGACAAGAUCCUCUCGCUUGUUCACUGGGGCAUGUACAGCGGACACGGGAAGCUGGAAUUCGUAUGACGGAGUCUUAUCUGAACUAAACUUCUUGAACGCUUGAAGGCCUUUGAGUUCUGCUGGACAGGAGCACUUUAUCUGAAGUAACAUAAACUCAUUUAAUCAUCUUUGAGAGACAAAAUGACCUCUGCAAACAGAAUCUUGGAUAUUUCUUCUGAAGGAUUAUUUGCACAGACUUAAAUACAGUCAAAUGUAUUAUUUGCUUUAAAAUGGUGAAAAGCAAAGAGAAGACUAUGUACACACUGUUACCAGGGCUAUUUGCAUCCAAGGGAGCUGGAAAUGAGUUCCUAAAUAAACUAAAAUGUGCUCUAUGUAAGCUUCUACAUCUUGAUUUAUUGUAAAGAUUUAAAAGAAAUAUAUAUAUUUUGUCUGAAAUCCAGUGUUGUCUUUUGUAAAUGAGAAACUGGGAAGUGUAAGAAAGUGCAUAUUAAUUAUACAAAUGAAGAUCAGCUGCUGCUCAUACAGUAGCUGGUUCUCAACUGUAGGAUUUGGCUUGACUUUUUUCUUUUUUUUUUCCUAAACAAGGCCAAGAUCUUGUUUAAUC
This is a messenger RNA of Lemur catta (Ring-tailed lemur), 1609 nucleotides long. It is a transcript of the gene BAMBI, whose product is annotated as BMP and activin membrane bound inhibitor. Lineage: Eukaryota; Metazoa; Chordata; Mammalia; Primates; Lemuridae. The transcript is spliced from 3 exons. The record is from RefSeq and is a predicted model, not a curated record. Gene Ontology annotation, biological process: negative regulation of transforming growth factor beta receptor signaling pathway; positive regulation of canonical Wnt signaling pathway; transforming growth factor beta receptor signaling pathway. Gene Ontology annotation, molecular function: frizzled binding. The coding region runs from base 289 to 1071 and encodes 260 amino acids.